CAUACGUAUUUGAGUGGAAUGAUUUGAAAUUUAUUUUACUUCUGUUGUUUGUGUAAAUAAAAUAUUAAGUGAGAUUUAAUUUAGUAUUAAUAAAUAAUGUAAAAAUUUUAACGUUCCUUUGCGUAUAUAUAAAAUAAAAUAAUGUUAUCUAGUUUAAAGGAAAAGAUACUAAAUGUCUCGUUGUUUAACAAUGGGGAGGAUUCGCAGUUAUCAAAAAAGAGAUUGAUAAACGUGAACGCGGGAGCAGAAAUUUUAGCCCAUUACCAAAAUAAUUGGGAAGAGCUACAUGGGAUAAACGAAGAAAGCGCAGAAAAAGCGGAAAAAUUGGCAGAUGAGAUAGAAAAAAUAUCUACUUUUGUGAGUGAUAAUAAAAAAAACCUGGAAUUUAUUAAUAACACAGUGUUAUACUCAAAAUUAUCGUCGAGUAUAAGUAAAUGUUUGGAAGAUAUACAGCGGUUGUAUGAAUCAUCGGAAAACAUUGAAAAGAAACUGAUAAAAUUAGAGGAUUUGAUAGACGAAGCGGAUUUUAAUAAAAUGAAAAACAGACACGUGUAUCAUUUAGAACAGUAUAAAAUGAGAAAAGAUGAAUCGUUAACUAAUUUAACAGCGGAAUUGAAAGUUAAACACCUCAAAAAAGUAGAAGAAUACGAGUUGAGUAAAAAAGAGUUACUAAAAGAAAGGCAGCAAGUUUUUCAAGAUGCGUUUAAGAACGACUUGGAAAUUUAUAAAAAUUCGGGAAUUGUCCCAGGUCAAAUUCAAAAUAAAAGACGAAAUGGAGCAUUGUUGGAAGAAAUACAGCUAGAUUAUGACCAAAAGGAGUUGGAUCAGUUUUUUAAUGAUGAUAUAAAAGGCAGUUAGUUAUUAUUUUGUUAUAUUGUUAAAAAUGGAGAGGUAUAUUUUUGUAUAUAUAAACAUUUUAUACUAACACAA
Messenger RNA from Diorhabda sublineata, 930 nucleotides. It is a transcript of the gene Dysb, whose product is annotated as dysbindin protein homolog. Gene Ontology annotation, cellular component: cytoplasm. Gene Ontology annotation, biological process: negative regulation of protein kinase activity. The transcript has a single exon. The record is from RefSeq and is a predicted model, not a curated record. Lineage: Eukaryota; Metazoa; Arthropoda; Insecta; Coleoptera; Chrysomelidae. Bases 142 to 858 code for a protein of 238 amino acids.